CGCUGACACGCGAGCGGCAGCCACGGGGCGUGGGGUGUGGGGGGGGAACCGCCCGCACCCACGCGUGUGCGGGGAUCCGAGCGGGGCUGCCGGGACCCACCGCUGCGGGAGGCAGGGAGGGACCCCUGCAGGGGCACGAGGGGGUCCCUUGGGAGGACAGGAGGGGGUCCUUUGGGAGGACACGAGCAGGUCCCUUGCAUGGACACAAGUGGGUCCCUUGGGAGGACACUCGUGCAUCCCUACAUAGGCACAAGAAGAUCCCUCCUGUAGACACGCAUGGAUCCCUUGGGUGGGCACGUGUGGGUCCCCCUGCAUGGACACUCGUGGAUGCCUGUGUAAACACAACCAGGUCCCUUGUGAACACGCAUGGGUCCCUUGGGUAGACACGAGUGGGUCCCUUGGAUGGACACGAGUGGGUCCUUUGCAUGGACACACAUGGGUCCCUUCUCUAGACAAGCAUGGGUCCCUUGGGUGGACACAAGCAGGUCCCUUGUGGACAUGCAUGGAUCCUUUGGGUGGACACGAGUGGGUCAUUGGCACAGACACACCAUGGGGUGGUUGUGGGGCGAGCAGGCAACCUGAGGAGGCCAGUGCAUGUUCCCUAUGGGGCGCCCCACAUAAGGACUCCUGCCUGGGAGGGGUGCUUGAAGAGCACAGAGCAAGCACAGAAUUUGUUCCUGUCAACCUGUGGUGACAACCAUCCAGCUCGGUACCCCACUGCCCCCACAGCACACGCUGAUGCCCUGUCCCCCACUCCUGUCACAGGUGGGAGUGGGUGCCCCCACGGGGCACCAUGCCGCUGGGGCAGGAUGGGCCCAGCUGGAAGAAAAGGACCGAGGACAUUCGGCGCAUCUAUGAUUUCCGAGAGGUCCUGGGCACGUGAGUCACAGCCUGGUGGGGGACACACUAGUGACAACCCACUCACGGUGCUGGAUUUGGCCCCUCCAGCUUUGCCAAACCCGCCAUGUGGAACCACGCCAACUCAAAUAUUGGCCCAAGGCAGGAGCCAAUGCCGGGCUGGCACACGCGGGAAUGCACUCUGGGUAUUGGCACGGCUUUGUGGUGCUGCCUGCCACCUCGCCCGAGUGCUGGCCGAUUCCCCGUGCAACCAACCCUGGCCAGCUGCUGAGCCAAAGGUGCCUGACGGUGGUCCCGCGGCUGGCAGAGGGGUGCCCGACAGUGCCUGGAGCGCCAUAAGCUCUUAGGCUGGAUUAGCGUGUUAAUUACGGCAAGGCUUAGGCCCCAGUGAGGCGUGAAUGCGCUGCCCGCCACCUGUCCCACCUGGGCGGCACUGGCUCCUGCCGGGCACCUCGGCUUUGGGUGGCUCCUGCAGAGCCGGGCAGGGUGGCACCGUGAGCCCUGGGUGGUGUCAAAACCAACCUGGGGCCUUGUGCGCAGCAUGGCUCAUCCGCGGCUGCCGGCAGCACCGCAGUGUUCCCUGCCUGAUAAGGGGAUGGUGCAGCCACGCUGGGAGGUGCUGGGCACCCCAUCCCAGCAGGGCCUAUGUCUGGCCAUCCCAGCGGGCGGCUCCUGCUGGCUUUUCUCCUAUAAAUAGCUGGACUUUCUGCCUGUCGCCAUGGCAAUCGUGGCACGGCAGCGCGGCUGCGGCCAGCAGCACCCCCUGCCCGCUCACCCCUCGCCCUCGCAGGGGGGCCUUCUCCGAGGUGGUUCUUGCGGAGGAGAAGGCGACGCGGAAGCUGGUGGCCAUCAAGUGCAUCACCAAGAAGGCGCUGGAGGGGAAGGAGACCAGCAUCGAGAAUGAGAUCGCCGUCCUCCACAAGAUCAAGCACCCCAACAUCGUGGCCUUGGAUGACAUCUAUGAGAGCGGCACCCACCUCUACCUCAUCAUGCAGCUGGUCUCCGGGGGGGAACUCUUUGACCGCAUCGUGGAGAAGGGCUUCUACACCGAGCGGGAUGCCAGCGCCCUAAUUCGGCAGAUCCUCGAUGCUGUCAAGUACCUGCAUGACAUGGGCAUUGUCCACCGUGACCUGAAGCCCGAGAACCUGCUUUAUUACAGCCUGGAUGAGGACUCUAAGAUCAUGAUCAGCGACUUCGGGCUGUCAAAGAUUGAGGGCUGCGGCAGCGUCAUGUCCACAGCCUGUGGCACUCCCGGCUAUGUGGCCCCCGAGGUGCUGGCGCAGAAGCCCUACAGCAAGGCUGUGGAUUGCUGGUCCAUCGGGGUCAUCGCUUACAUCCUGCUCUGUGGUUACCCCCCUUUCUACGACGAGAAUGACGCUAAGCUCUUCGAGCAGAUCCUGCGGGCUGAGUAUGAGUUUGAUUCACCCUACUGGGAUGACAUCUCAGACUCAGCCAAGGACUUCAUCCAGCACCUGAUGGAGAAGGACCCUUGCAAGCGCUUCACAUGUGAGCAAGCCCUGCAGCAUCCCUGGAUCGCGGGGGACACGGCCCUGGACAAAAACAUCCACCAGUCGGUGAGCGAGCAGAUCAAGAAGAACUUUGCGAAGAGCAAGUGGAAGCAAGCCUUCAACGCCACGGCGGUGGUGAGACACAUGCGGAAGCUGCAGUUGGGAACCAGCCAGGAGGUCCCAGGACAGACAACUCCCACCAGCCCAGGCGAGCGGCUAGCGGGGGGCACCAGCAAUGGGUCGGACUGUGGGCGCCUGCCCAUGAGCAGAGCUCAGCGCCUCUCGCCAGACUGAGCGCAGCCCCACACAACCACAUCGUGGGGGGUGAAGGGGUCCAGCCCCGCUGUGGGCACAAGGAGGGGCAGGGGCCCUGUGUGGGAGCAGGGAGGGAUGGGUUGAGGGGCAUCCUGCCCUGCUCGCCCUGGGAAUGUGGGGCUGCCCCCCGCUGCAGGCUCGCAGCAGAGCUCUGCAUCAGGGCAGUGGCAGCCCCCAGGACCCCCCCAGCUCGGGGCUGCAUCCAGGGCCCCCUUCCACACCUCCCACACCCUCUCCGGCACUACCCACUCCUCCAG
Messenger RNA from Cuculus canorus (common cuckoo), 2938 nucleotides. RefSeq names its product calcium/calmodulin dependent protein kinase I (gene CAMK1). The record is from RefSeq and is a predicted model, not a curated record. Gene Ontology annotation, cellular component: intracellular anatomical structure. NCBI's taxonomy places the organism in Eukaryota, Metazoa, Chordata, Aves, Cuculiformes, Cuculidae. Bases 1257 to 2660 code for a protein of 467 amino acids. The transcript has 10 exons. Gene Ontology annotation, biological process: peptidyl-serine phosphorylation. Gene Ontology annotation, molecular function: calmodulin binding; calcium/calmodulin-dependent protein kinase activity; ATP binding.